CAUAAGUGGAUUGAGAGUGGGGCAUCUCUCAUAAAAUCCUUCGCCAUCGUAGCUACUGUUUAUAGUACCAGUUCAGUUCAGAGACUGACAAGACCAGUUCGCAAUGAAGACGUUAUUCUCGUUAAUAUUUCUGGUGGGAUGCCUGGCUUUAGCCAGAGCGCACACGUAUCACAUGGGCGCCUGUCCCAUCGUGGAACCGAUGCAGGGAUUUCAAAUCAACAGGUUUCUAGGGAUAUGGUACGUGAUUCAAAAAACGUCGACUGCCAGCAAGUGCAUCACUUAUAAUUACACCCGUGGCGAGGAACCAGGCGAAUACGUUAUAACUCAAGAUUCCGAUCAUCCAGUAUUAGGUCUUACGCCAUUGAAACAUGAGUACCAUUACACCGGUGAAUUGACUGUACCGGAACCCAGCACGCCCGCUCGAAUGCAAGUUCGUUUUCCCCUUAGCGUUGCCGGAAGCGCGUCUCACGUGAUUUUCUCUACGGAUUAUGACAACUACGCUGGAAUAUUCACGUGCCAAAAAUUGGGAUUCGCUCAUCGUCAGAGCGCGACGAUUCUCUCGAGGCGCCGGGAAUUGGACAAGGAAUACGUGGACCAGCUCCGCCAGAAGCUGAGCUUGUUCGGUGUCGACCCUUACGAUCUGAGCAUUAUCUCUCAGACCGGAUGCCCGCACGGUAACAACACGCUUGAUAUAAACGUGGACCCGAGCACGUUCACAGCGGAGAGUUUAGGCAACGCGGUACGCAAGGCUGGGGAGAAGAUUGGAGACGGUGUUCAAUGGGUGGCCAAUGCUAGCAGCAAGGUGUACCAUAAGAUAGCCGGAAGCGAGGAGAAGGGCACCACUAAACCGGAGGAGAACACCAGAGGAGCUAUUACCAGGGGUUACGAGACGAACGAAGUAGAAUGGAUCCCGUAGAUCUUCUGAAUAUCUCGAUCGCGAUUAAAAUAAACGUUUUCAUUUUUGUUUUGACUUAUUACUGAUAGAAUCUUGCAAUAAGAUUGAAUGUAAUCGGAUUAGAAGUAGGACGAGAACGAAAGACUACGAAUAUGACAUUUUUAUUUUUUUUGAUGAACAAAAAUAAAGUCCUUUUAAAACACGAAAA
Molecule: messenger RNA, 1103 nt
Organism: Ceratina calcarata
Lineage: Eukaryota; Metazoa; Arthropoda; Insecta; Hymenoptera; Apidae
Product: apolipoprotein D
Exons: 5
Coding region: 104-916 (270 amino acids)
Biological process (GO): lipid metabolic process; response to reactive oxygen species
Cellular component (GO): cytoplasm
Molecular function (GO): pigment binding
Source: RefSeq, a predicted model, not a curated record